This is a messenger RNA of Fragaria vesca subsp. vesca, 2118 nucleotides long. Its product is annotated as probable leucine-rich repeat receptor-like protein kinase At2g33170-like. The coding region runs from base 1 to 2118 and encodes 705 amino acids. The transcript is spliced from 2 exons. The record is from RefSeq and is a predicted model, not a curated record. Lineage: Eukaryota; Viridiplantae; Streptophyta; Magnoliopsida; Rosales; Rosaceae. Gene Ontology annotation, molecular function: protein binding.
AUGGCUAGCAGCAAAACCAGCUUUCGACUUCUUUUACCUGUUUUCCUCAUUUCGUUAACUGUAUCUGUUCCCUUAAGAGCCAGUUUGACCAACUCUGGUGCAAAAAAUUUCAGUAUGGCUUGCUUUGAGGAGGAGCGGAAAGCCCUUCUUGAAUUCAAACGCAGCCUUGGUGAUUCUUUACCCGGACUUUCAUCUUGGAUAGGGGAAGACUGCUACAAGUGGACGAGCAUACGGUGCAGCAACCAAACCAGCCAUGUUAUCCAGCUUGACCUUAGCAACAUCUGUGGAGAGGGAAGUGAUAAUCCAGCACCUGAUGCUCCCAUGUCGGCAUGCUUAGGUGGUGAGCUAUCUGCUUCUUUAGUUAAUCUAACAGCCUUAAACUACUUGGACUUGAGUGGCAAUACUUUCAAAAGUAUUCCCAUCCCAAGUUUCAUAGGUUCACUCCAGAAGUUGAGGUACCUUGACCUCUCCGACUCGGGUUUUGUAGGAUUGUUCCCACCUCAUCUUGGAAAUCUUUUACAGUUGAGGACCCUAGACCUUUCAAAAAACUCAAUCUCCGGUUCACUCCCAGCAUCAAUAGGAAAUCUUAUCAACCUGGAAACAUUGGACCUAUCCGAAAACAAAAUAUCUGGUCCACUUCCUGUGUCAGUAGGAAAUCUGUCACAUUUGAAUAUCCUAGACCUUUCCUUCAACAUGAUUAAUGGUCUCAUUCCAAAGAGUAUUGGACAACUUAGAGAAUUAGGUUUCCUGAAUCUCUGGUCUAAUCAAUGGGAAGGCAUCAUAAGUGAGAGUCAUUUUGAAAACCUCACAAGAUUGUCUAAUCUUCAAUUAUCAUCGAAGUCUCUGGUUUUCAACUUCAGUCAAGAGUGGACUCCUUCCUUCAGUGCACCUUUCAUCAGUAUCAGUAUCCGUGAUUGCAAAUUUGAGAUGUCAUCACUGUAUAGCCUAGACCUUUCUAGGAAUAAUCUAAGUGGUAGCAUUCCCCAUUCACUAACUACAUUGCCAAUGUUGGGCUCUAUUGAUCUCUCAAGGAACUUUUUAUCCGGAAGUAUCCCCAAGGAUUGGCAAGGUUCAAAAGGAAUGUCGACUAUAGAUCUUUCCAAUAACAAUCUAUCUGGUCAAAUUCCACCAAGUUUGUGCUCUCAGCAACCUUCACUUUUCUGGUUGAGAUUAAGUAAUAAUAAUCUUUCUGGGGAGCUUGGACCGUCCUUGCAAAACUGUCGAAACUUGUACACACUCGAUCUUGGAGGGAACCAGUUCUCCGGAACCAUACCAGAGUGGAUUGGAGAAGACCUACAUUCCUUGGGAAUUUUACUUCUUGGAGAGAACAAGUUCUUGGGUAGUAUACCUCGACAACUGUGCACUCUCGAUUCUCUUCAUGUCUUAGACCUGUCUCAAAAUAAUCUAUCAGGAUCUGUCCCAAUAUGCCUAGGUAAUUUGACGCAGUUGACAAAGUUAAGUGGCAUGCCUCAGCCAUUUCCUUCUGGUAUGGAUCUAUGGCAUAUUGAUUUGGAUCCGAAAGGCGUAGAAUAUGAAUACACUACUAUUCUACCCCUUGUAAACACCAUCGAUCUCUCAAGCAACAUGAUAUCCGGCAAUAUACCAGAAGAGAUGAGAAACCUAUCCAACUUGGGUUGCUUGAAUUUAUCUCGGAAUCUAUUGACAGGAAAGAUACCGGAGGAUAUUGGAAGCUUACAAAGGUUACAGGCACUUGAUCUUUCCUGUAACAAUCUUCAGGGUCCAAUUCCUAAAAGCAUGACCUUUAUGACUUCGCUGAGCAAACUGAACUUGUCUGGGGCAAUCCCAUCCGCUAACCAAUUCCAAACCUUCAAUGAUCCAACUUUAUUUGAAGGAAAUCUGGGUCUCUGUGGCGCUCCGUUGACAACUCAGUGCUCAUCAUCCCCUGAUGGGAAUCCAGAAGUUAAAGAAGAUGCAGGCGAUGAAGAUGAAGAAGGGUCUGGAAAGAUAUGGUUCUAUGCAAGCACUUCGAUGGGGUUCAUUAUGGGAUUUUGGGUUGUUUUUGGCAGUUUGGUGCUAAAGAAGUCAUGGAGACACGUCUAUUUCAAGUUUGUCGACGACAUGAAAGAUAGGCUCAUUUUGGUAGUCACACGGAAAUAG